CCGCAAGUUUUAUCAUUUAUCCGUUAUCAUUUAUCCGCGCCUCCGCUCGGUAUUGAGCCGUGAGAUUACAAAUAUUCAUGGUGGCGUUAUUUGUGACCGGCUCGUAUGUAAAUGUGAAGCAGAGUUUAUGUCAAGCUCUUGGGCAUUUGGAUCUGAAGACAAAUUAUUUCAUUGUGAAAAAUGGCUGCGGUGUUCGGCGUUAAAAGUCCUAUGUGGGACCUGAACAAAAGCCAGUAUGACGAAAUCGACGACCUACCUCUCAUGUCUACACCUGGUGUAAUCAUGAUGAUCCUCGCAACUUACCUUCUCUUCGUACUAAAGAUCGGCCCUGACUUUAUGAGAAAACGCGAAGCAUUCAAACUUACCAAAGUUCUGAUAGUUUAUAAUGCUGUCCAAGUUGUCGCUUCAGCGUUUUUAGUACAAUAUUACUUAAGAAGUUUACUACGGACAGGAUUGACUCCACAGAAAUGUUACAUGGGUGAGGAAAGCUAUAGAAAAGAGAUACUUUUAGGGAUUUGGUUUUAUCUCGCUGCUAAAGUAACCGAGCUCCUUGACACAAUCUUCUUUGUGCUCAGAAAGAAGAAUAAUCAAAUUACUUUCCUUCACUUGUACCAUCAUUCAAUCAUGAUGGUUGGCACUUGGGCCCUUUUAAAGUACUGUCCAUCUCAGAAUCUUUUCUUUAUCGGAUUCAUCAAUUCUUUGGUACAUAUAUUUAUGUACACUUAUUACGGACUGGCAGCUUUGGGACCUAAUGUCGCGAAAUAUUUAACGUGGAAAAAACAUAUGACCAAAUUCCAAUUGAUCCAAUUUGUCUCCAUCAUAGUCCAGUACGUAAUCAGCACCCGAAUCUCCGAUUGUCCCCCAACCAAAGGAACUGCGAUCUUCGUUGCUAGUAAUACCUUCGUAUUUCUACUGCUCUUUUUGAACUUCUACCGCCAAAAAUAUAUUCAAAAGAAGCCCAAAACAAAUUGAAUUAUGACAAGUACUAAUUGGUUCUCACAUGUAAUAAAGCAGCUGCAAGUUCAAAAUUCUUGACACUUAAGUCCUGUAAGUAACGAAAAAAAGAAAGUUAAGUACUGUAAGUCCUUUCCUCGUAAAUACCUAUAUUAUGCCCAGUAAUUCAAGU
Messenger RNA from Hyposmocoma kahamanoa, 1126 nucleotides. RefSeq names its product elongation of very long chain fatty acids protein 4-like. Lineage: Eukaryota; Metazoa; Arthropoda; Insecta; Lepidoptera; Cosmopterigidae. Gene Ontology annotation, biological process: very long-chain fatty acid biosynthetic process; fatty acid elongation, monounsaturated fatty acid; sphingolipid biosynthetic process. The transcript is spliced from 6 exons. Gene Ontology annotation, molecular function: fatty acid elongase activity. The coding region runs from base 181 to 972 and encodes 263 amino acids. The record is from RefSeq and is a predicted model, not a curated record. Gene Ontology annotation, cellular component: endoplasmic reticulum membrane.